This is a messenger RNA of Apodemus sylvaticus (European woodmouse), 9647 nucleotides long. RefSeq names its product zinc finger protein 665-like. Bases 223 to 2526 code for a protein of 767 amino acids. Gene Ontology annotation, biological process: regulation of transcription by RNA polymerase II. The record is from RefSeq and is a predicted model, not a curated record. Gene Ontology annotation, molecular function: DNA-binding transcription factor activity, RNA polymerase II-specific; RNA polymerase II cis-regulatory region sequence-specific DNA binding. The transcript is spliced from 5 exons. NCBI's taxonomy places the organism in Eukaryota, Metazoa, Chordata, Mammalia, Rodentia, Muridae.
AGUCCCGCCCUUCCAGAAUUCCCAGGGUUUCUCGGCCGCGGCGUGGUCGGGAAGUCAUUGUUGGAGAGGAGUGCCUCGUGUUUGCAGAACCGGAGAACUUCUUUAAGCUGCAGUUGCUGUGCUCGCCUCCUAGGACAUUCAGCAGCUCGUCCUGUCCCCUGCCAGGUCUCUGUUUACUCCAACAAAACUGCAUAACUAUAAAUCAACUGUUAAGAGUCCUGAAUGGAAAAGGCCAAGGAGUCUCAAGGAUCCAGUGACAUUUCAAGAAGAGUUCCAGUAUUUGAAACUGGGAGAAGAGCAUCAAAAAGCAUGAGUGCUUCUCUGGUAAACACUCCUCAGGGUCCAAUAACCUUCAAGGAUGUGGCUGUGGAAUUCUCACAGGAGGAAUGGGAAUGUCUCAGUUUUGCUCAGCGGACACUGUACAUGGAUGUGAUAUUGGAGAACUACAACAAUCUAUUGUUUGUGGGAAAUCACCUCGGAAGACAUCAGAAGGUCUUAGAUCAAGACACAGAGUGCAAUGUCCAUGAGCAUGUGAAUAUGCAAGAGAAGUCUUAUAAAUGUAAUGAGCUCAGCAAAAUGAUUAAUGAAUCCACCCAAAGUACACCUGAUAAAACUAACCACAGAGAUGCCUCACUUCAAUCCUCAAACCUGAAAAGACUUAAAACUAGGAAAACAAAAGAAGUUUCUAAAUAUAAAGACUGUGUAAAGUGUUUAAAAGAGUGCUCUAUCAUUAAUCUAAAUCAAGGACUACAUAUAGGGAAGAAAGAAAAUAACAAUAAAGAAUUUGAUAAGGAUUUUGCAUCUAAACAUAAACUUAUGCUGAAACAAAACAAUAAUGGUAAGAAGCUUUACAAAUGUAGUGAAUGUGACAAAUGCUUUACCCACAAAUGCAAUCUUCGUAGUCAUCAGCGAAUUCAUUCAGGAGAGAAACCUUUCAAAUGCAGGGAAUGUGACGAAUGUUUUACCCAACAAUCCAAUCUCCGUAGUCAUCAGCGAAUUCAUACAGGAGAGAAACCUUUCAAAUGCAGUGAAUGUGACAAACGCUUUACCAAAAAAUUCAGUCUUAAAGUUCAUCAGAGAAUUCAUACAGGAGAGAAACCUUUCAAAUGCAGUGAAUGUGACAAAUGCUUUACCCAAAAAUGCAGUCUUAAAAUUCAUCAGAGAAUUCAUACAGGAGAGAAACCUUACAAAUGCAGUGAAUGCGACAGAUGUUUUCCUGACAGAGGCAGUCUUAUAAUUCAUCAUGAAACUCAUACAGGAGAGAAACCUUUCAAAUGCAGUAAAUGUCACAAAUACUUUACCCAAAAAUGCAGUCUUAGAGUUCAUCAGCUAAUUCAUACAGGGGAGAAACCUUACAAAUGCAGUGAAUGCGACAGAUGCUUUACCUAUAAAACCAGUCUUAAUUUUCAUCAGAGAAUUCAUACUGAACGAUUACCUUACAAAUGCAGUGAAUGUGAUAAAUGCUUUGCUGACAAAGGCGGUCUUAGAAUUCAUCUCAGAAUUCAUAUAGGAGAGAAACCUUACAAAUGUAGUGAAUGUGACAAAUGCUUUACCCAAAAAUGCAAUCUUCGUAGUCAUCAGCAAAUUCAUACAGGAGAUAAACCUUACAAAUGCAGUGAAUGUGGUGAAUGCUUUACCCAAAAAUCCAAUCUUCGUAGUCAUCAGCGAAUUCAUACUGGAGAGAAACCUUACAAAUGCAGUGAAUGUGACAAAUGCUUUACCCAAAAAUGCAGUCUUAGUGUUCAUCAGAGAAUUCAUACAGGAGAGAAACCUUUCAAAUGCAGUGAAUGUGACAAAUGCUUUCCUGACAGAGGUGGUCUUAUAAAUCAUUAUAAAAUUCAUACAGGAGAGAAGCCUUACAAAUGCAGUGAAUGUGAUGAAUGCUUUACCCAAAAAUCCAAUCUUCGUAGUCAUCAGCGAAUUCAUACUGGAGAGAAACCUUAUAAAUGCACUGAAUGUGACAAAUGCUUUACCCAAAAAUGCGUUCUUAGUGUUCAUCAGAGAAUUCAUACAGGAGAGAAACCUUACAAAUGCAGUGAAUGUGACAAAUGCUUUCCUGACAUAGGCGGUCUUAUAAUUCAUCGUAAAACUCAUACAGGAGAGAAACCUUACAAAUGCAGUGAAUGUGACAAAUGCUUUACACAAAAAUCCAAUCUUCUUAGUCAUCAGCGAAUUCAUACAGGAGAGAAACCUUACAAAUGCAAUGAAUGUGACAAAUGCUUUAGCCACAAAUGCAAUCUUCAGAGUCAUCAGCUAAUUCAUACAGGGGAGAAACCUUACAAAUGCAGUGAAUGUGACAAAUGCUUUACCAACAAAUGCAAUCUUUAUAAUCAUCAGCUAAUUCAUACAGGGGAGAAGCCUUACAAAUGCAGUAAAUGUGACAAAUGCUUUACCAACAAAUGCAAUCUUCAUAGUCAUCAGCUAGUUCAUACAGGGGAGAAACCUUACAAAUGCAGUGAAUGUGACAAAUGCUUUAAGCACAAUUUUAGUCUGAAGUGUCAUCAGCGAAUUCAUACAAGAGAAUAACCUUACAAAUGCAGUGAAUGUGACAAAUGCUUUACUGACACAGGCAGUCUUAGAAUUCAGCAUAGAACUCAUAUAGUAUAAAUACCUUACAAAUGCAAAUCUCUAUGCUACAGAAUUAUUAUAAGUAUGCAAAACUUGUGAAAAUCUUCAUGCCAUGUUCAAAUCUUAGAUAAUGUGACCUAUUUCUGUGGGGAAAUACUCUGAAAAUGUGACAAUAUAGGAAAGUUUUACUUCUUCACCCUCAAAUAUUAUAAGAUAAAGACCAAGUAGCGAAGCCAGAAGAAUAUAGUAUUUUUAUAGAAUAUCACUUUCCUUGAAACUGAAAUAAAUGAUUCAAAAGGAAACCUAAUUAAGGUAUGUAAUCCAAGUUUCAAACUGUUUAAUUACUGACUGCAUUCUUUAUAUUUAAUUCACAUUAAGAAAUUCAGACAAAUUAUACAUAAAAGAGGAUUUGAUACACUGAGCCACCUAAGGAAAUAGGAUGUUCUUUAUCCUAUAGAGAAGCCUACAUGCCUGGGCAGUGGUGGUUCAUGCUUUUAAUCCCAUCACUUUGAGGGCAGAUGCAGGCAAAUUUCUGAGUUCCAGGCUAGCCUGGUGUACACAGAGAAACCCUUUUCAGAAAACAAAAAAAUUAAAAAAAAAAUAAAGAUUCCUAAAGAUAUGCUUGGAAUAUCCAGUAUUCAUAAUCUCUAUCAAACGCUGGUUUAAGUUUUAGGAUAACAAUUUACUAUGAGUCCCUCGAACUCUCAUCAAAAAGAUCUUCCACAUUGUCCUGUAAGUAUAUCCAGUAAAGCUCAUUGAUUAAUCCAGUUUGACCUUUUAUUUUUCCGUUUCCACUUGGGAUCUUAGAUGAAUAUAUGUUAUGUCUCUCCAGGAAAUAUCUCUCAUGAAGCAUAUAAUAGAGACAUCACAAUUUUCUGCAAAUUUGUAGCAUGAACUUAAUACUUGUGAUUUUAAGUGUGUGGAUAACAACUCCUUUGGAGGGUGAAAUGACCCUGUCACAGGGAUUGAUUAAAAGCAAAUGAAACAUGUACUUCCAAAGUCUUAGGAUUGAAAAAUCAAUCCUUUGACUCUCUGUGAGUCUGCCCACAUGAAAAUAAUUUGGAUUGUAUGUUACUUUUAUAAACAAGGAAACACUAGGAAAAGUUUAGGAAAGUUGGAAACACUGUAUUAGAGAUGAUGAUUUGUGUUAUGUAAAAUUUUGUUCCAAGGAGCAAGCUUACAGCCAUAGUACUGCUAGGUUUAUUUAAUAAUCCUUGAAACAGACAAUGGAGAGAUGUUUACAGCCUCAACAAUAAGUCUCCUCUUUUUCAUGAAUUCGUGGUAAUAUGAGAGAAAAAUUUACCAAACAAAUAAUAAUAUGACUCCCUCAUUUUCAGUGAUAUACAUACAUAUUGUGCUGUGUAACUGCCUGUCUCUAACUCUUUAAUAGCAUUUGAUUGAGGCAAAUUCCAAUAAAACCCAGAACAAUGCUACCUACUGGCUCAUACUACAGAUCUUUAUGGUGCCAUGUCUUGUUGUGUCUUAAGACUCCAACACAAGAAAUCUAUUAGAUUCCAUUAUUUUUCUUAAGUCAUUUCCAGCAGGCUGAUAUUUUAUACAUUACUCCUUAUACAUCCUGAAAAAUUACUCAACUUACUAUCAGUGUAUUCCCCUCAUCUUAAUUUCACCUGUGAAUUCAUUCUUAAUAAAUAUCAUGAACCUAUGAGAAAGCUUAUUAAUAGUAGAUGAGGAACAUGCUCACACAUAGUUUAGAAAUAAGAAAUAUCCUGGAAAUUCAUUUGGAGGUACUGAAAAAGACAAGAGUCUUUAUGUCAAGCAAAUACAAAAAAUAUUAGAAUAUUCACAAAAAAUUCCAGAAGGCUCAGAAAAUUAGGAUCUUAGAAAAUGUAACAGGUUAUAUUGAACACAUCCAUACAUAAUAUAAUUUCCCCUUGCUUAAAAAAGGAACUAAAAUUCUGAGUGAUAACAUUAAGUUGUUUUCCAUAUUUGUGUUUGUAGAAACAUGACAUGUUUAGCAGAAUCUUUAGUACACCAGGGCCCUGCUUUAAAUUGAUUAUGUCUAAUUUCUGUCAGUUGGCGUGUCAGGGAUGUUGAAAGCAUCAGGCAAUUGUAAGUUAGAUGUCUGGAAUAGCCCUUUACUAUCUGGAAACUGCAACCAAUUGGAAAGAUUCUGGAAAUUCCAGUUACACAAGUUCAUUGGAUCUAGGCCCCACUAGUUGAUGACUUAUUGUUGAAAUAAUGAGAUAAUUAUUCCAAAUAUUUCACAGAGAUUUAAUGUGAUAUUGUAGAAUUUUGAAUUAUAGACAAUAAAAAUAAAUCUCAUCUUCUACCCCUAACACAAUAUGAUUGUCUCCAUUCUAUAACCAGUUACACACAUAAUUCUUGUCUAUGGUACAGCAAGCAUAUGGUGAUGGUGGACAGAAUAGAUCCAGGUAGAUUCACCCUUGGAGUUAUGUGGAAGAGGACACAUGAAGAGUUUGAAAAGUGAAAAUCAUUUGCUUACUGAAAAUCACCAUAUCACAUUUGAAGAGCAAGGAAUCAGAGGCUCUAGAUUUGGAACGUACAGUAUCUGUGGAAGAGCAUUGUAAGGACCACACUAUCUGCCAUACUACAGGGGCCUCAAGGGCUUUCCUAGAGCAACUUCCAGUUCACUUUUUGUAACCCAGCACAACUAAGACAGUACCAUGCAGGCAAAGGAAACUUCUGUUUAGCUUCAGGACUCCUUGUGGGACAGUGUGAGGAUGGGAAACUUGGAGUAGGUGGGAAAAAUCAUUACUUGAAUGAAAUUGAUAUUCUGACGGGAGAACUCAGAAAAGGGACUGAGAACCUGAAGGAAGGAGGGAUCAGAAACCUAUCCCUUUUCCGGAAGAUCCUAGAAGCAGCGUGGAGUGGAAUAAGGAGUGGAAGAAGUGUCCCCCGUCCGUGUUCCCCAGCCCCCCUCCCGUGCCUUUGAGGGGGAAUUUCAGACCUAGCCACUACUUCCUACAUAGGGUGGUGCUCUAGUCCAUUGUUCUUCUAGGAUCUGCAGUUUCCUUAGAGGCUCUAGCCACCUGCUGAGCAAAGGACCUGUUCUGCAGAGAGUUUUCAGCCUUUGGGGGAAGGGUUCCACUCCACCCACCACUCCACCCACCUAUAUUUUUGGAGACCCCCCCCCCAUUAAACCUCUAGCCUUGAUCAGAAAAUUUGUCUUGGCCUGUUAGUUCCUUUGCUCACCUGUCCUUGCAGGUGACCUUGGUUCCUCUAGACGCAGGUGUCUACAGGAAGACACUUUUAUCUCACAGCACUAAAAAUAUUCCUUGAUCUGCAUUUCCUGCACAUUUCGGCCUUGAAAAAAGUAUCAGUCUCCCCAUUUUGGGUGGAAUUGCAUCAAAGUACCCAUGAAACAUCCCAGGGUACAGGAGAGUUUGCUUACUAGACAGACAAGAACUGGACUAUCACUGAGACUAGUUUCUCUCCUGUUCACUGACCCUCAAAUCCUCAGGUCCAUAUCUUAACUGUGUUGGUAGCCUACUAACUAUGCAAGUGUGACUCAUUCUGAUUUUUUAAAUUCUCCUUAUUAUCACUAGGAUAUUUGCAUAAUGAUCUAUACGUGGAAGUUCUUGUCUGUUUGCAAAUAUGGUCAUAUUUGCUUGGUGGCAGGUACAAAGCUUGUAUAUGUGUGUGGUGUGUGUGUGUGUGUGUGUACACACACACACAUAUGUAGUUUACAUCCAUCUAUGGUUUCUAACUCCCCUGUUUUAUCGCUGGGCUAGUAAAGAGAGUGGCCUUUGCUGUUGGAGAUUUUUCAUUCCUAGUGAGCUUUUUAGAUCUUAGUCCCUUAAAAACCACUGGAAUUUGAUGGAAUGUCUUAGCUGUCUUUAAAGUUAUGGUUGUAUAAACAUAGAUUAAGCUAGGAAAAACUCCAUAUUUAUUUCCCAUCUGAAAUAUAUGAGCUGUCAGUUGUAAAUACAGCAUUCAGAAAUAUGUCUUCAUAUACUGAUUUAUUACUGUUAUACCUUAGAAUCUUUAAAACACUUUAUCUAUGCACGCUGUUAGAUGAUAUUAGGCCACAAUGUUUUUCUAGUUUGAAAAUGUAAUAUACAUUAAGAUAACAAUAGAGAUCAAAAUUCAGAUAAUCCUGAUCAGGUAACUACGUGAAAAAUUCUGUGUCUUUUUUCUCCAUACAAAAUAGUGCCUUGUUCCCAUGCAUACAAGGCUAAGGUGGCCUGCUGCUGAUUGCUUUUGAUUUGUGGUCUUGAAAAUGCAUCUUUUUCCCUCUAUCAUUCAGAAGUCACCUAGUAUAUAAUGUGAGGUCUUAAGAAACAACUUUCUGACUCUGCCUUUUAGUACUGGGGUUAAGUCAGUGCAAGAAUAGAUCUGGCUCAGACACUCACCUUUCUAGGUUAUUUUUACAAUUUCUUAACAGUCAACUCAAGAGGAUGGUCAUUACCUAGAAUCUGCUCAGCUGGCUUUGAACUGAGAUUGGAAGAUUUAGAACUGUAGGCGUGUGGGAUUUUUCCUGUACUUCUUAGUCCUUGUGUUUUCAGAGAAAACCACCCUGCAAGUUGAUGAGCAUUUUAUAAAUGAAUGUUAGAUCUCACAGAGCAAAAAUGUGAUCUCAGAAAGGAAGAGAACAUUGCAUGAGCCUUAGCCUAUUCUUCAAGUUGGUGAUUACUGGAGGUAUAAUUCAUCCUUCAUAUUUUGUUCCACGGAAACUUCAGGAACUCAGUACAGUACACUCAUUCAAAUUAUUUAAUUCCAUUUGCACCUUUAUUUGAAUGACCUCUGAUUAGAAGUGAUGGGUCUCAAGUUAUUCUAACUAAAACUGUUCCACAAAAAUUUUUUCUCAUCUGAAACUGGAUGUGAGCUGAGGAAAUUUGUGCAGAAUUGUGGUUGUUUCUCUUUUUCAGUUGAGCAAAGCACUUUUAGAAGUUGAGGUACUUUCUCUAGAAUAUAUUUCUCAUGUGGAAGGCUCACUGAUAAGGAUGACUUUUUCAACUGAGAAGCAAAACAAAGAUGCUUGUCAGGUGCUGUGAAAGGAGACAAUUACAGGUAUUUUUCAGGUUUGAGAUAGGGAUGAUCAGCCUUUCAGGAGCCUGGGAAGGAAAUGUGCACGUUCUCUUGGAGGCUGUUGUGAGGGUAUACCAGUUCAUUGAGGUGUUUUUAUUUUUUUAAUUAAUUAAUUAAUAUUUAGAUUUUAAUAGGAAAUUUGUUCAGUUUCCAAAGCACAUGGUAGCCAAUAACCAUCCUUAAUGUCAGUUUUGGACAUCUGAUGCCUUUUUCUGAGUGCAGUUGGCAACAGACAUAGAGAGUACAUACAAAUUCUCUGACAACCUAUAAGCCUCAGCUAACAUAAAAAAAUAUCUGUUGAGAAAGUGUGGAAGCAAAGAUGGUACAAGUUUGUUUCCACAUUCUUUCUAUGUAUACUUGAUUCUGUAUGAAUCUAUUUUACAUAAUCUCAAAACUUUCCUAAUGUUCAUGUGAUUGACUUUCUACGUACGUAUUAAUAUUAGGGAAAUUUUACUUUAUUGGACUGACUAUCAGUGUUGAUGUUACUAUACCCUUGAUAACAGUAUUAAAUGAUUUUUAUUAUGAUUGUAGCAUAUUGUAACAUCAGGAAAAUUCAUGUUUCCUGAUUUUUUUCCCCUGGAAGACAUAGAAGAUUCUUCAAACACUACCUAUUUUUUGUUCCAUUUUUCCAUUUCCAUAAUGACUUUUAUAAAAAUUGUUUGGUAUCUGCACAAACUUGUAAAAUGUCUCGAUUGACUUGCUUUCUUUUUUUUGUUUUGGUUUUUGUUUUUGUUUUUGUUUUCCGGUUUUUUGGAUUUCGUUUUUUCAAGACAGGGUUUCUCUGUAUAGCCCUGGCUGUCCUAGAACUCACUCUGUAGACCAGGCUGGCCUCGAACUCAGAAAUCCGCCUGCCUCUGCCUCCCAGAGUGCUGGGAUUACAGGUGUGCGCCACCACCGCCCAGCUCGACUGACUUUCUAUUGCUAUCUUCUGUUGUAUUCCUCAGACAAUAGUCAAUAACUUCCACUAUUCUAAUUUAAAUAUUCAUUUUUAUUCUAAUCUGGAUGCUUUUGAACUCUGCUUUCUUAAAAUUACAUAUCAUUUUAGCAUUCCUUUUUAUAUUUUGCCAAAAUGGUUCAUUCCUGCUGAAACAUUUUUUACCAUCUCUACAUAAUAAAAACCUUCCUUUUCAGUUGUGCACUAUGUUCAUUGAGAACAUUCUAUGGGUAGAACAUGGUGGUGUGAAGGAGGCCUACUGAUUUCUUAGAGUCAAAUGUUAAUCCAGCCACUUUGCUAAAAUGUUUAUGAACUGUAAUUUUCUGGUAGAAUUUGUUGGUUCACACAUGUAUACUGUCAUAUUAUCUGAAAAUUAUGAUACUUUGACUUCUUCCUUUCCUAUUUAUAUCCUAUUCGUCUCCUUUGGCUGUCUUAUUGCUGUAGCUAGAACUUCAAGUAGUAUAUUGGAAGAGUCGGCUGCCUUGUACCUAAUUUUAGUGGAAAUGCUUUAAGUUUCUUUCCAUUUAAUUAGUAUUUGGUUUUGGUUUGCUGUAUAUCAUCUAUAUUGUGCUUAGAUAUGACCACUGUAUCCCAUCUCUCUCCAAUAUUUAUCAAAAAGGGGUGCUGUAUUUUGUCAAAAAUAUUUUUUGGCAUGCAGUGAGAUAUUUAUAUGGUGUAUUCCUUUCCAUUUUUGUUUUAAAAUCAUAUUAUUAUUGGGAUGGCUACUCCUUGUUGUCUACUUGACUACAUCUGGAAUGUAAUAACAUCCAGAAAUAGAGGGAACAUCUGUGGUCCAGAUCUGAUUCACUAAGACAUAGGCUUCUGGCCCAGAACUUGACAUUUGAUGACACGUGCUUUUAAUCUAUAUCUUGAGGCAUGGUGGCCAUGACAAGCUUAGGUGUCAGGAGCCAUCACAGGACAUGACAAUGUGUCAUAGUAUCAUUGGAAAAGCUGGCGAUCUUCCUGAAGUGACUUCACCUUAAACAAGGUAAUUUAUCAUGGGGCUUCAGUAGACAGGGUACAGGAUUAAAUGAUUUUAGGAAAGAUUAUUACUAUUAAUGUACUUUUUCUAUUACUAUUAAACAUAUAUAACAGUCACUGGUGUCAACCAUUCCUUUAAUAUCAAUAUUGUUUA